AUGGACUACAGCAUGUGGCCAUCCAACAAAUUUGACUUCGAUCUUCUGAUCAGCCAUGAAAUCUGGGGCAGCGAAGUCCUCUCUGAACAGAAUGGUAACUUCGAAUUUUUCCAUAAAAAACCCGAAGCAGCAACAGUUAUUACCCAACCUGAGCACGAAUCGCAAGCUUCUAACACUGGGCCAUCCUUUGAUACGUCUGUGAUCAUGGCCACCGAUGGUACCCCUGAAGCAUUCAAAGCAACAUCAAUGGCAAUCUCGCAAGUCACUGCCGUCGACACCAGCCCUGCAACUCCAAAGGCACCAUCAAUGGCAAUCUCACAAGUCACUGCCGUCGACACCAGCCCUGUAACUCCAAAGACACCAUUGCUGACGAUAUCAAAAGUUGAGGCCCUCUUUGACUAUAAAGAAGUGCACGGGGAUGGAAGAGAUAGUGAGAUUUGCUCUAGACAUAAGCAAUCUAAGAUUAGUGUCCGCAAAACGGCGAUUUAA
Messenger RNA from Ascochyta rabiei, 489 nucleotides. RefSeq lists its product as uncharacterized. The coding region runs from base 1 to 489 and encodes 162 amino acids. The transcript has 2 exons. The record is from RefSeq and is a predicted model, not a curated record. Lineage: Eukaryota; Fungi; Ascomycota; Dothideomycetes; Pleosporales; Didymellaceae.